Oryza brachyantha (malo sina) is the source of this 1385-nucleotide messenger RNA. Its product is annotated as homeobox-leucine zipper protein HOX4. Gene Ontology annotation, molecular function: sequence-specific DNA binding; DNA-binding transcription factor activity, RNA polymerase II-specific. The transcript is spliced from 3 exons. Lineage: Eukaryota; Viridiplantae; Streptophyta; Magnoliopsida; Poales; Poaceae. Gene Ontology annotation, biological process: positive regulation of DNA-templated transcription. Gene Ontology annotation, cellular component: nucleus. The coding region runs from base 367 to 1188 and encodes 273 amino acids. The record is from RefSeq and is a predicted model, not a curated record.
ACACAGGGUACAGGCGCAGACGCAGUCUUGCGAAAACAGAAAGGAAACCGAAAAAGAAACACAGAGAGAGAUAGAGAGAGGAUCAGAGUAGGGGGGGAAGAAGAGUCACUCCACACUCCACUCUCUCAUCCCUGGCCCCUUUCUUGGAUCAUGAGAAACCGCGCAACAAAAUUGCGGUUUUAGGCAACAUUUGGACCGGAAAACGAGCUACGUACGUGGUGCUUGGCCAUGGAUCGCAGCGUGGAAUUAAGACCAGCGAGGACCCAGCGAUCGAAGCGUGGGCGUGCUUUCUACACUUCUGUGGCCAUCUCCUCGCAGUAAGAGAUCGAGUGGGUGAUCCCUGAACUGUACUGUGACCUCGGAGGCAUGAAGCGAUCCGCCGGUGCCGGUGGCGGCAGCCCGUCGCUCGUCCCGAUGGCGAAUUCUAGCGAUGAUGGCUAUGGAGGGGUUGGGAUGGAGGUGGAAGGGGAUGCGGAGGAGGAGAUGAUGGCGUGCGGCGGCGGCGGUGAGAAGAAGCGGCGGCUGAGCGUGGAGCAGGUUCGCGCGCUGGAACGGAGCUUCGAGGUGGAGAACAAGCUUGAGCCGGAGCGGAAGGCGCGGCUGGCGCGCGACCUUGGCCUGCAGCCGCGCCAGGUCGCCGUCUGGUUCCAGAACCGCCGCGCGCGUUGGAAGACCAAGCAGCUCGAGCGCGACUACACCGCGCUCCGCCAUUCGUACGACACCCUGCGCCUCGACCACGACGCGCUCCGCCGCGACAAGGACGCCCUCCUCGCCGAGAUCAAAGAGCUCAAGGCGAAGCUGGGGGACGAGGAGGCGGCGGCGAGCUUCACGUCGGUGAAGGAGGAGCCGGUGGCCUCCGACGGCCCACCGGCGGCGGGUUUCGGGUCGUCCGACAGCGACUCGAGCGCGGUGCUGAACGACACCGACGCCGCCGGCGCCGCGCCAGCGGCGGAGGCGCUGGCUCCGGAUGUAUGCACGUUUCUUGGCGCGCCGUCCGCCGCGGGCCAAGCGGGGGCGGGCGCAACGGCCGCGAGCCACGGGGAGGUGUUCUUCCACGUGAAUUUCCUCAAGGUGGAGGAGGACGAGACGGGAUUCCUGGACGACGACGAGCCGUGCGGCGGGUUCUUCGCCGACGAGCAGCCUCCGCCGCUGUCGUGGUGGACCGAGCCCACGGAGCACUGGAACUGAACCGAAGCAAGCCACCGAGACCGAGAGAGAGCAGGGAAACAAUAUCCUGGGGGAAUAAGCAAUUCUGGAGAACGCCAGGGUCUUAUCUGCAAUUUUGUAAAAAAAAUGGACCUCUACGUACCUAGUCCCUUUUGCCAAUUCUCGCGCGCAUUAGCAGUAGCACUGCAAUGUAGUGAUCCUACUCCCAUCGAUUACCA